GAACCAGUUGGACUGCGGAGGUGGUAUCCUAGAUAGGGUUCACUUACUCUGUGCGGUGGUUACAUUUCAUUUCAUUACUUGACAGCAAUAGAGUAAAUAGUAGUUUAUUGCUUCACCCUUUUUGGUGGGUUCGAGUUUACAAGUGCAAUUGUCUAUUCUUAGUUGCUAAGGUAAUUUUCGUGUCGUCAUAUUUAUGAGUAUUUGUGUAUGAGAUUGUACUGUCUAUUCUGUAAUAUUAAUAAGGUAUAUGUCUGUGACUGAACAGUACCCUUCCCAAACACACAACGGGUUGCCUUCGAAUGAUGUUAACGGCGGUCGCAGUUUCAUAUUUAAACAAAUGUAUACCAUCUAUAGUAAAUUUGAUUCAUUUUAAGUCAAUGUUUACUUACUUUGGCAUUGCUGUGUUGCUGCUUACAAAAGACAAAUACGCAAUGAUAUGAAAUUAAGCUACCGAUGUUUUGCAAAACAUCGAUGCAUCACUGAACAUCGGUAUCAGCAAAAACAUCGGAAAAUAUCAGUAAACAUCGGCAGAAAAACAUCGAUGCUCGAUGCCUCGAUGUUUUUUUACAUCACUAGUGGAAAGUGCAGAAAUUAAAAUUUUACAAAACAAGAAACAAGGUACGGUACACCUGUGACUUGUAAGCUGGCAACGAAAUUGCUGCAAAGCCAAAAAAAAAACAAUAACAAAUAAACUAUUAGUUCUACACUAUCAAAUAACAGAAAGUACGCAGCGGAAAACCAUCUGCUUUGCGGAUAAACGUGCAACAAAUACGCAACGCAAAGCAGCCAAGAAAACCAGGCCCAGAACCCACCAGCAAUACACACGAGCACACACACAUACAAAUUAUAGGAGCAGCAGCAGCAGCAGUAGCGCCAGAAGAAGCACCCGAAGGAGCAGCGUCCAAGGAGCCAGGAGCUAGCCGCUAGCCGGGAGGAGACGACCAAACACACACACACAAAAAGCGACACAAAUGGCCGAUGGAAAUGGGCUGCCAGCAGGUGCAGCUUCCGGUGCUGGUGGCAUCAUCGAGGGCGGACAAACAUUAAACUGCGGUGUGGCCACAGCCACCGUGGGCAAUCCAGUGGGUGUAAGUGUGGGUGCUGCAAGUGGCAGCAACAGCAGUGCUAGCAACAGCAACUUGAGCAGCAGCAGUGGCGGUGGUAAUGGGAGUGGCGGUGGCGGUGGUGGCAGUGCUGCCAAUUUAGGAUAUCAUCAAUUAAGCGUGACAAUCGAGGAGGCCUCACUGCGCAACAAUGGCUUCCUCAAGCCAAAUCCCUAUGUGGAGCUGCUGAUCGAUAGCAAAAGUAAGCGAAAGACGGAUCAGGUCAAGAAUAGCUAUCUCCCUAAAUGGAAUGAAGAGUUUACAGUGCUGAUCACGCCCAACUCCACGCUGCACUUUAAGGUGCUGGAUCAUUCAAGUUUCCGCAAGGAUGCCAUGCUGGGGGAGCGCAUCAUCAAUCUAGCCCACAUCCUGCAGCACUACAACGGCCGCUGUGAGUUCCUGGAGCUGACCAUCGAUCUGUUUGUCACCUCCAAGUCGGACAAUCGACAGACCAAGAGCGGCGAACUUGUGGCCAUACUGAACGGAUUGAAGCUGGACAUGAGCAAGCUGCAGGUCCAACAGAAUGGCAAUGCCGUCCAGGCGGUGAACCCGGCCUUAACCGAUCCAGCCUCAGCUGGCCGUAGCUGCAUGAUCUACGGCGGAGUAAGGGCCAGGAUGCGGCUGCGCUCAAGCAAUAGCAAUAGCAAUCCGGAGACACUCGCCAAUCGUUCACUGGGUGCGAAUGGUGUGGAUACCAGAGCGGCCAUUCUAGGCCCACCAGUGUGGGAGCAACAGCAGCAACAGCCGCCGCCACAGCAGCAGCAGCAGCAACCCCUAAGGAUGGUCAAUGGAAGCGGAGGAGGAGCAGCGGCUGUGCCGCAAACAGCACCGUAUCCUCAACAGCCGCCAGCACCAGUUGUGGCGCCGCAGCCCAGGCCCAUGACCCAGGUAUAUGCCAAUGGCGUGAUGCCAGAGAAUCCACCACCGCCAACUGGUGUCUACAUGCCAGCGGGACAAGGAGUACCGAUGGAUCAGCAGCAGGCGGGAAUUGGACUGCCUGUAAGUCAGAGCACAGAUCCCCAACUGCAGCCACAGCCGGCGGAUGAUGAGCCGCUGCCCGCUGGCUGGGAGAUACGCUUGGAUCAGUACGGACGUCGCUACUAUGUGGAUCACAAUACACGUUCCACGUACUGGGAGAAACCCACGCCGCUGCCGCCCGGUUGGGAGAUACGUAAGGACGGGCGGGGACGCGUCUAUUACGUGGACCACAACACACGGAAGACCACAUGGCAGCGGCCGAACAGCGAGCGCCUGAUGCACUUCCAACACUGGCAGGGACAGCGCGCGCAUGUAGUGUCGCAGGGCAAUCAGCGGUACCUUUACUCCCAGCAGCAGCAGCCGACGGCAGUGACCGCCCAAGUGACGCAGGACGAUGAGGAUGCGUUGGGUGUGCUGCCCGAUGGCUGGGAGAAGAAAGUGCAAUCGGACAAUCGUGUGUACUUUGUGAACCACAAGAAUCGCACCACCCAAUGGGAGGAUCCUCGCACGCAGGGCCAGGAGGUGAGCCUGAUAAACGAAGGCCCCCUACCCCCCGGCUGGGAGAUACGCUAUACGGCAGCGGGCGAGCGUUUCUUUGUGGACCACAAUACGAGGCGCACCACCUUCGAGGAUCCGCGUCCGGGUGCGCCCAAGGGCGCGAAGGGUGUGUAUGGCGUUCCGCGUGCCUAUGAGCGCAGCUUCCGCUGGAAGUUGUCGCAGUUCCGAUACCUGUGCCAGAGCAAUGCCCUCCCAUCGCAUAUUAAGAUUACGGUGACGCGGCAGACGCUCUUCGAGGACUCGUACCAUCAGAUAAUGCGCCUGCCCGCCUACGAGCUGCGUCGCCGCCUGUACAUAAUCUUUCGCGGCGAGGAGGGUCUCGACUACGGUGGCGUGUCCAGGGAGUGGUUCUUCCUACUGUCGCACGAGGUGCUCAAUCCCAUGUAUUGCCUGUUCGAGUACGCCAACAAGAACAACUACAGUCUGCAGAUCAAUCCCGCCUCCUAUGUGAAUCCCGAUCAUCUGCAGUACUUCAAGUUCAUUGGACGCUUCAUUGCCAUGGCCCUGUACCAUGGACGGUUCAUCUACAGCGGCUUUACGAUGCCCUUCUACAAGCGGAUGCUCAACAAGAAGCUGACCAUCAAGGAUAUCGAAACAAUUGAUCCCGAAUUCUACAAUUCGCUUAUUUGGGUCAAGGACAACAACAUCGAUGAGUGUGGCCUCGAACUGUGGUUCAGCGUGGACUUUGAAGUCCUCGGACAGAUCAUCCAUCACGAGCUGAAAGAGAAUGGCGAAAAAGAGCGUGUGAACGAGGAGAACAAAGAAGAAUAUAUAACGCUUAUGACGGAAUGGAGGAUGACACGUGGCAUUGAACAGCAGACUAAAACCUUCCUGGAGGGCUUCAAUGAGGUUGUACCAUUGGAAUGGCUCAAGUACUUUGAUGAGCGCGAGCUGGAGCUGAUCUUGUGCGGCAUGCAGGAUGUGGACGUUGAAGACUGGCAGCGCAAUACCAUCUACAGGCACUACAAUCGCAACUCCAAGCAGGUUGUCUGGUUCUGGCAGUUUGUGCGUGAAACGGACAAUGAGAAGCGCGCCCGUCUGCUGCAGUUUGUGACGGGGACGUGUCGUGUCCCUGUGGGUGGCUUCGCCGAGCUGAUGGGCUCCAAUGGACCGCAGCGCUUCUGCAUCGAGAAGGUGGGCAAGGAGACCUGGCUUCCGCGGUCGCAUACGUGCUUCAAUAGAUUGGAUCUGCCGCCGUACAAGAGCUACGACCAGCUGGUGGAGAAGUUGACCUUUGCCAUUGAGGAGACUGAAGGCUUCUGCCAGGAAUGAGUGGCAGUUGAUUUUUGGUCGGUUUGUUGAUUAAUGUUUAAUUCCAAUUGAGCGCCUGUCCCCCACCCCCCAUACACCCAUCCUCAUAUCCUUGUGAACGAACGUCCAUGGUUGCGUUGAUAUAGUUACUGUUAUUAUUAUUACGUUUACGUAUAAAUAUGUAUAUGUAUUACUUUGUAUACACACAGAAACACUUUUCGUCUGUCGUGUCUAUAUAAUUCCUAUGUUCGCUACCACCUAAAGAUCUGUAAUCUAUAAUCUAUAAUUGUUUACACCCCGCAAUCGCAUCCGAGUGUUGAGUAUUUUGCCAUAAGAUUGCAACGACCCCUACCACUCCCCCGCUUCUGAUUCUUUGCUUCUAGUUCAAUUUUACAACGAGCCCUGGUCCCUGGUCCCUCGUCCCCUGCCCCUUGCCCCCACUUACUGUUGCCCUAUAAUUGCAUUGUAAAUAGUUUGACACGAAAAAGAUUUACACCGGAAAAUUGUUAAAGAAAGGGGAACUUUUUGGGUUUACUAGCCGCCAAGGUGCAACUGUUUUAAAAAUGUUCAAUUGUUUAACGUCGUAUAUACACACAAACACACACACAUCACAAAUACUAUAUAUAUUUAUAUAUAGAACUAUAUUUUAAAUAUAUAUAUCCCACACAAAUACAGAGAGGAAGAGAGAAGAGGCAGAAGAUAUCGUGAGAUGAAGAACACCGAAGAAAACACACCGCAAAUCGUAACAAAAUAUGUUUAGGGUUUUAAACAGGCAAACAAAAUACAAUUAAAUCAAUAAUAAAUUCAAAUAGCAAUAAUUGUUGUUAACAAAA
Molecule: messenger RNA, 4723 nt
Organism: Drosophila miranda
Lineage: Eukaryota; Metazoa; Arthropoda; Insecta; Diptera; Drosophilidae
Gene: Su(dx)
Product: E3 ubiquitin-protein ligase Su(dx)
Exons: 7
Coding region: 972-3911 (979 amino acids)
Biological process (GO): ubiquitin-dependent protein catabolic process
Molecular function (GO): protein binding; ubiquitin protein ligase activity
Source: RefSeq, a predicted model, not a curated record